Messenger RNA from Monoraphidium neglectum, 387 nucleotides. RefSeq names its product RNA-binding motif protein, X-linked 2. Gene Ontology annotation, molecular function: RNA binding. The record is from RefSeq and is a predicted model, not a curated record. Gene Ontology annotation, cellular component: U2 snRNP; precatalytic spliceosome; catalytic step 2 spliceosome. Lineage: Eukaryota; Viridiplantae; Chlorophyta; Chlorophyceae; Sphaeropleales; Selenastraceae. Gene Ontology annotation, biological process: mRNA splicing, via spliceosome. The transcript is spliced from 2 exons. Bases 1 to 387 code for a protein of 128 amino acids.
AUGAACCCGCUGACCCAGAUCAAGAACACCAUCAAGGCCACCGCGCGAGAGCACGACCUCGGCCUCGGCGAGGACGCCAGCUGGCACGCGCGCUUCAAGCACAGCGCCUACAUCUUCGCCGGUGGCCUCGAUUUUGCGCUCACAGAGGGCGACAUCCUGGCCGUGUUUGCGCAGUAUGGGGAGAUCGUGGAUAUCAACCUUGCGCGCGACAAGGCGACAGGGAAGACGAAGGGGUUUGCAUUCCUGGCGUACGACGACCAGCGCAGCACGGUGCUGGCCGUCGACAAUCUGAACGGCGCCACGGUGGCGGGCCGCAAGGUGCGGGUGGAGCAUGUGGACAAUUACAAGAAGAGGAAGGCGCAGGUGGGGGCCGGAACACAUCUCUAG